CGAUUGUGUUAUUGUUCAGUCUCGACAUCAAGAGACUACCGCAGCGAUGGCUUCCCAGGCAACGGCGACCGACAAGGCGAGCAAGAAAGCUCGAUUCGAGCAAGUUUUCACGGACAGAUUGGUCCAGGAGCUUGUAGAGCAUGUCAGAGUGGACCAUGAGAUGCCGGAGGAAGCCACAAAGUGGUACGAGAGGAGUUUACUUUACAACACGGUAGGAGGCAAGGCAAAUCGUGGAAUGUCAGUGGUGGACACUGUCGAGAUCUUGAAGGGGGAAAAGUUGUCAGAGGAAGAAUACUUUGAGGCGAGUACGCUCGGAUGGUGUGUCGAGCUGUUGCAGGCGGACUUUUUGGUCGCGGACGACAUGAUGGAUUACAGCAUUACCAGACGAGAUAACCCAUGUUGGUAUCGUGUCGAAGGCGUAGGAAACAUUGCCAUCAACGAUGCGUUCAUGCUCGAAGCUGCUAUUUACUUUUUGUUGAAGAAGCAUUUCCGAUCUAGAGCAUACUACAUUGACUUGGUCGAACUAUUCUUGGAGUCAGCCUCGCAGACUAUGAGCGGGCAGCUCUUGGAUCUCUUGACCGCUCCGGAGGACUCGGUGGACCUGAACCGGUUUUCUAUGCAAAAAUAUGACCGAAUUGUCGUUUACAAGACUGCGUACUAUUCUUUCUACCUCCCAGUCGCCCUCGCUAUGCGAAUGAGCGGAAUCACCAACGAGCAAGCUUACAAGGUCGCCCUUGAUAUUCUGAUCGAGAUGGGUCACUAUUUCCAGAUUCAGGACGAUUAUCUGGAUUGCUUUGGUACACCGGAACAAAUUGGAAAGAUUGGAUGUGAUAUUGUUGACAACAAGUGCAGCUGGUGCGUCAACACUGCUCUCUUGCACGCCACUCCGGAUCAGCGCAAGAUCCUAGAUGAGAACUACGGCGUGAAGGAUUCUGCAAAGGAGAAACGAGUCAAAGAACUCUACGUGCAAGAGCCCAUCUCUCUACCUCAGCGAUUCGAAAAAUUCGAGACGGAGAGUUACCAAAAGCUGUCAAGCAUGAUUGAUCAAGUAGAUGAGCAAGGCACAGGGAUGAAGAAAGAGGUCUUCCAUGCCUUCUUGGCGAAAGUCUACAAGCGCAGCAAGUAGAUGGAUAGGGAACGAGGGAGACGACAGGCCAUCUCAUGGGCUCUUCCCCACCGGUCUUCACAUAUGCAUAGAAACA
Molecule: messenger RNA, 1202 nt
Organism: Kockovaella imperatae
Lineage: Eukaryota; Fungi; Basidiomycota; Tremellomycetes; Tremellales; Cuniculitremaceae
Product: isoprenoid biosynthesis-related protein
Exons: 9
Coding region: 47-1126 (359 amino acids)
Biological process (GO): trans, trans-farnesyl diphosphate biosynthetic process
Cellular component (GO): cytoplasm
Molecular function (GO): dimethylallyltranstransferase activity; (2E,6E)-farnesyl diphosphate synthase activity
Source: RefSeq, a predicted model, not a curated record